AUGAAGAAAGGUUAUUUCCCUCACUUUUUUAAUACGGAACAGAACCAGAAUUACGUGGGACCUUAUCCACCGGCAGCUUUCUACAAUCCGGACGAAAUGACUACCAGUGGACGAAAAGCUUUUUACGAAUGGUACGACCAACAGAGGGGAAAAGUGUUUGAUUUCCAGAAAGAGUUUGUAGGGUAUUGUGUCUCGGACGUCGACAUUUUACGCCGAUGCUGUGCACGGUUUAGAAGCACCCUCAAGAAGUUGGUCAACGUGGACCCUUUCCAGGAAUCCAUCACGUUUGCCAGUGCUGCUAAUUUAGCCUACCGUCGAAAUUUCAUGCCUAAAGACAGCAUUGCCAUCAUUCCGAACCUCGGGUAUGAUCCGGCACGACAAUAUUCGGCCAAAGCCUGUCGAUGGCUCACCUGGAUGAGUCAUCAGAAUGGAUGUCACAUACGACAUGCCAGAAACGGAGGCGAAGUCCCGAUCGGAAAUUAUACCGUCGACGGAUACCAGGAAGCGACUCGUACCGUCUACGAAUUUUACGGAUGCUAUUGGCACGGAUGCCCCACUUGCUAUCCCAGUUUACAGACGGAAACUCAUCCUCACCGGACUCAAUUUACUUACCAACAAUUACACGAGAAAACUCUCAGAAGGACUGCGGAUUUAGAGGACAUGGGGUACAACGUGUGUAGUAUCUGGGAGCACGAUUUCGAUCAACAAGUGCAACAAGAUGAGACUUUACAGCAAUUUGUACGAGAUCUAGACAUUCCGGAUCCUUUGAAACCUCGAGAAGCCCUGUACGGAGGCCGGACCAAUGCCACUAAAUUAUAUUGUGAAGAAGGGGACAUGAGAUACGUGGACGUGUGUUCCUUAUACCCUUACGUGUUGAAACACAGACCUUUUCCCUUAGGGCAUCCCGAGAUCAUCACAGACGACUUCCAGGACGUGAGAAGUUAUUUCGGUCUCAUUCACUGUCGGGUCUUACCACCCCGAGGCCUCUUUCACCCCGUAUUACCUUAUCGGACGGGAGGUAAGUUAUUAUUUCCCUUAUGUCGCACCUGUGCCCAACAACAAGACUCUACGUCUCAACACCCAUGUCAACACACCGAUCGGGAACGUAGUCUCACGGGUACUUGGGUGACGUGCGAAUUACAUAAAGCCUUGGACAUGGGGUAUACCUUAGAGCAAACUUACGAAGUGUGGCAUUUCAAAGAACGCAGUCAAGACUUAUUUAAAGACUACAUCGAUACCUUCCUCAAGAUCAAACAGGAAGCGUCCGGAUUUCCCUCCGAAUGUAAGACCUCAGAACAAGAACAAGAUUACAUUCGAGAAGUGUUAUACAAAGAAGGAUUCAUGAUGGACAUUCUCAGUAUCAAGAAGAAUCCAGUGUUAAGAACCAUUGCUAAACUCUUUUUAAAUUGUCUGUGGGGAAAAUUUGCUCAACGCUUGUUAUUACCCAAAGUCAGAUACUUGGACGAACCAGAGGAAUUACAUCAACUCUUACAAAAUUCGACGCUCGACAUCAAGGGUGUGCGACUCUUAGUCAAUAAAGAAGAUUCCAUUGAAGACAAGAUGCUAGUGAAUUUUCAAGACAAACAGGAAUUCGUCGAAGAAUGUCCCUUUGGAAACGUGAUCCUAGCUUGUUUUACCACCGCCUAUGCCGCUUACAUCUCUACGAGACUUUACGACCUUUAG
Messenger RNA from Saccostrea cuccullata (small rock oyster), 1683 nucleotides. RefSeq lists its product as uncharacterized. The coding region runs from base 1 to 1683 and encodes 560 amino acids. The record is from RefSeq and is a predicted model, not a curated record. Gene Ontology annotation, biological process: DNA replication. Lineage: Eukaryota; Metazoa; Mollusca; Bivalvia; Ostreida; Ostreidae. Gene Ontology annotation, molecular function: nucleotide binding; DNA-directed DNA polymerase activity; DNA binding. The transcript has a single exon.